Desarmillaria tabescens is the source of this 2712-nucleotide messenger RNA. RefSeq lists its product as uncharacterized. Bases 1 to 2712 code for a protein of 903 amino acids. Lineage: Eukaryota; Fungi; Basidiomycota; Agaricomycetes; Agaricales; Physalacriaceae. The record is from RefSeq and is a predicted model, not a curated record. The transcript has 12 exons.
AUGUCCAGUCCUACUCCAGCCAUUGCCGCCCUUCCCAACCUCUUGCCAUCACCCGAGGAGCAUAUCUGCUACCGGUACUUUGUGCGUUUCAACCCGCACGAGUACUACUAUGUGGAGCAUACUCCGGAAACUCUCUCUGAGAUGUUUCACAAGAUUUUCAAUCUCUUGUUUCCCAACAUGCGUCGCCUUCGUGACCAGCGCCUCAUCGAUUCUAGAAUUGGGGCCUACAUCCAUGGCUUUCUCACUCGCUGGCACGACACUCUGCCUCCCAGGCUUAGAGUCCUGGGUUGGAACCAGCUCAUCGCUCGUGUCCCCACUGAGACAUGGCCUUCUCAUGGCCUACCAUGCCUAACAGUCGGGUUACCCUUCCCUGGUGAACCCAGCUUUGUUAUGACGUCUCCGCCCCUACCUCUCAUUCAUUAUCUCCUGCAGCAGGAGGUUUUGGAAUCUGAGGACAUCCUUUGUACCCCACUGAUCGACGAAGAGGCCUUCCCGGGUGUCGUUUUUCCAUGGUACCCGACUCCUCUUCCAGAUGAUGUCGAUGAGCUCGCUUCUGAGCAGGGGUCCCCUAUUCCUCAGCCUUGUCGCCGCUGUGGUGCCCAACCCAGUGCACCAGUGACUUCAAAUUUUAGCCCACUCUCUAAUGGGCAGACUCUUACUCUGGCGCUGGCGCUCCCUUUUUCUCCUUGUCCGGCUGGUCCUCCUGCUGGGCCUUCAACCCCAGCUCCUCCUCGUACUCCUGCGCCUCGCCUUCCUUCGACUCCAGCGCCUCCACCUUAUCGGCUUCCCAUGCCUCCACUGUCACAUCCUCCCCCAGCUUUUGAGUCUCAGCCUCCUGCUGUGCAUCACAGUCACCACCACUUGGUGGCCUCUAUUCACGACCUGCAGCAGACGUUGAGGGUUCCAGCCUCAACUCCCGGGACUGCUCUGCCUUCAGCUGCGACUUUCCUCGAUCUCAACCAUCGGGUUACUGCCAGUCUUCCAGUGCCGCCUACUCCGCCGACUCCUGACCCUAGGCGUCAACCUCAACCUCAGAGUCCACUACCCCCAGACUCAAGACUUCCUCAGCCCGGGUUCUCAUCGUUUUCUACCCCCGUGCGCCCUGCUCCGCAUACUGUGAUGUUGGGCCGUACUCCUCAAUGCCGGCCCCAUGCUCAAGUGAGCCCUCCCCUGCCUCCGGUUGUUGGAGAUGGGGAGUUUUCCACAGUGCCCGUCCCUUCUGCUUUAAGGGGGACCGAUUCUACCCUGCAGCCUCAAGAGCCAUUAUUCUUCCCAAGUUCUGAGGAGGACGAUGGUCAUCGUCCUCCUUCUCGAUCUCCUCCGCCUCCGUCUGACUUUGGUGGUGCUGGCGAUCUCUUUGACGAUAUUCCUGUCAUUGAGGAAGCUUGGGCACCUUUGCCCGAGCUUGUUUAUGAUGCUGUUUCUGGCGACCUCAUCGCCAAUCAUGACUUUGACAUGGGAUCUCCUGUUGUGGAGGUUCCCAAAUGUACUACUCAUAGCAAGGGCAAAGGGAAGGCCGGUGCCUCUCCUUCCAAGAGGAAAAAGCCUGUCCGGAAGACCAAGGCUCCACCAGCAACUCCUCCUCAGGCUGAGGAGUCCGUUCGUUCUCCUCCCCCUUUUGUGCGUGUUUGUACGUCUACUCUCCACCAUACCAUCGCCUCUCCGAGCCCCAUGCCUGCGGCUGGGCCUUCUCAUCUAGCCAAGUGCAAGAAGCCGCUCCAGGCUGCUAGGGCUUCGCCUCCACCGGUGGAGGCUUCUCCUCAUGUUCCUCUUACACGCUCGCGUGCCGCUGCUACCAGGGCAGCCAUUCUUCCUCCUGUCAUCGAGCUCCCUGAGGAGUCAGAAUCGGGCUCCGACGAUGAUGCGCCUCCCAAGAAGAAACGCAGGAUCUCCAACACCAAGCAAGAGAAGAAGAAGCAGGUCUCAUGUGAAAAGGGGAAGGCCAAAAACGAGCCUGGUGCUGGGUCUGGGGUUGCUAUCGGCUGCCACUCUACUAGCCGCUCGGAGCUCGAAGCCUUAACCUUUGAGGAUAUUCACGAGGGCCCCGCUGCCUUCUUCAAGCCCAUCCAGUACAGUGACAAGAAUGGCACCUUUGGUGCACGCUCGGAUCCCUUUCCUUAUUUCGCGUGGGUUCCUGAUGUUUCUGGCGACUGCAUUCCCUGCUCGACUAGGGAUCUCAACUGUACCUGGACGAACCAAUUCCCAGGUGCAUCCUGUGAUCAGUGCACCUGUAGUCACCAUGGCAGGUGUUCUGCUCGAUACACCACUCAAGAAAUGAACAAGGUGUCUUCUAAGCUCGCCAAGUAUGUGAGAUACAACGUCGGUUCAAUGGAGUCUGAUCUCAAGGAGCUCCAUGCGCUAAACCACGACCUGGAGCACCUCGAUGUGCUCAUGCGACACAACUUCCUGAGGCACGACCACCUGAUCCAGCAGCUUGCCGACUCUCUUGACCAAAUCGCUGGCCAUGAGAACGGUAAUGCCAUCAUCGAAGGUCUGGCUUCUGCCUACGAGGAAGUCUCUAGCUUCAUCAUCAAUGAUGGUAUCCGUCGCUCCCUCAGUCGUCCUCUUAACUUGCCAAAGCCUGGCGAGUCUUCUCGUUCUGCGGCUGGUUCUAAGUCGAAGUCUCCUAUCAAGGGUGACGAGUCCGAGGAGGAUUUAGAUCCUAGCGGCUCUUCUGCUAGCAGCAGUGGUAGCAGCAGCUCCAGUGAUUGA